Messenger RNA from Penicillium cinerascens, 1272 nucleotides. Its product is annotated as NEDD8-activating protein UBA3. The record is from RefSeq and is a predicted model, not a curated record. Gene Ontology annotation, biological process: protein neddylation. The coding region runs from base 1 to 1272 and encodes 423 amino acids. Gene Ontology annotation, molecular function: NEDD8 activating enzyme activity. Gene Ontology annotation, cellular component: cytoplasm; nucleus. The transcript has 5 exons. NCBI's taxonomy places the organism in Eukaryota, Fungi, Ascomycota, Eurotiomycetes, Eurotiales, Aspergillaceae.
AUGAUUGUGACAGACGCGAAUUCUCAACAGAACCGAUGGAAGCACCUCCAUAAGGUCCUGACCAAUGCCGGUCCCUACUGCGAUGAAGACUGGAUUCCAGGAGAAGAGACGAUCACUGCGUUGGAGUCUUCAAAAAUCCUUGGAGCUGGUGGCUUAGGCUGUGAGAUCUUGAAGAAUCUUGCAUUGUCAGGAUUCAAAGAUAUCCAUGUCAUUGAUAUGGAUACUAUUGACAUCUCCAAUCUCAAUCGACAGUUUCUCUUUCGUCAAGCUGAUAUCGGCAAACCCAAAGCCGAAGUCGCUGCUGCCUUUGUGGAAAGACGGGUCAAGGGUGUCAAAAUCACGCCCUUUGUCGGCAAGAUCCAAGAUAAGGACGAGGACUACUAUAUGCAGUUCAAAAUCGUCAUCUGCGGCCUUGACAGCAUUGAGGCUCGUCGCUGGAUUAACUCGACCCUGAUCGGAAUGGUUGACAUGGAAAACCCCGAGAGCCUGAAGCCUCUGAUCGAUGGCGGAACCGAAGGGUUUAAAGGUCAAGCCCGUGUGAUUCUACCCACUCUCUCAUCAUGCAUUGAGUGUCAACUCGACAUGCAUGCUCCUAGACCCGCAGUACCGCUGUGCACCAUUGCCACUAUUCCUCGCCAGCCUCAACAUUGCAUUGAAUGGGCUCACCAGAUCGCGUGGCAGGAGAAGCGGAAGGAUGAUACCUUUGACAGCGAUGACAUGGAACAUAUCUCAUGGGUGUACAAUACCGCCAUGGAGCGGGCACAGCAGUUCCACAUCCACGGUGUGACCUUCCAGAUGACUCAAGGUGUCGUGAAGAAUAUUAUUCCAGCAAUCGCAUCUACCAAUGCCGUGAUCGCUGCGUCUACGACUUCCGAGGUGCUGAAGAUCGCCACUUCCUGUAACCCUUACCUCGAGAACUACAUGAUGUAUGCCGGCGAGGAGGGGGUCUAUACUUACACAUUCGAGGCGGAGAAGAAGCCCGAUUGUCCCGUGUGCGGCAAUCUUGCUAGAAAGAUGAUCGUGGACCGGAACUCGACCCUGGGCGACUUCAUUGACAGUCUCGGCGAGAGGGCCGAAGCGCAGCUGAAAAAACCCAGUCUCCGUACUGAGGAGAAGACUCUUUAUCAGCGCUUCCCACCCCAGCUGGAGGAGCACACUAGGCCCAACCUGAAGCUCAAGCUGCAUGAGCUGCUGGAAGAUGGCGAAGAGGUCGCUGUGAGUGACCCGGCCUACACCAUUGACUUCCGGUACAAGGUGAUCUUCAACAAAUAG